AUGCGGCCGUCUCUCUUCCCUCGCCGUUCAUCUCUCCAAGCCUUCUUCUUCAGCUCUUUCUCCGCCUCUAGACCUACGCACAGCGCCGAUCCUCUACACUAUUUCAAGGUUUUCUCCUCUCUCACCAAAGACCUCUCGCAAAACCCUAGAAACUUCAAAUCCCUAAGAUUGCUAGACUCGUUGCUCAUCCAAUCUCAUCUGUUCGAUCCAGUAACUUCAAUCUUUGUAAUUGAUUGUCUAUCACAAUUGAAAAAGGUACAGAGAGCUAAAUCUGUCAUCUCUCAUUUGAAAACAAAAGGUAACAUCUCUCAUUACGUUUUAUACAGUUUGAUAUUGGAUUUCGUACUCAAGGAUUAUAAAAUCACCGAUGUUGAGUCUUUGUGGAAUGAGAUUCCCUCGUUCGAAUCUCAAAUUGAUAUAUCCGAUUAUAUCAUACAUGUUAGUAGACAUGGUGAAAAUCAUGAGAUUAAGGCAGUUUUCGAGAGAAUUCGAAUGGAUCUUGGGAGUUUGAAUAGAGAUGGUAGCAUUGCUUUGAUUGCUUCUCUAUGUAGAAUUAAUGAAGGAUUGUUGGCUAAAGAAAUCAUUCAAGAAAUGAAUGAUAAUGAUGUUAAAGUUGAUGAUUUCAGUUAUUUUCUUACAUUUCAAUGCUUAUGUAGAGAUGGGUAUAUUGAAGAAGCUGACUUUAUUUUGAGAAAACUAGUUAGAACUAAUUGGCAGAUUGAUAUUUCUGUAUAUGGAAGCUUUCUUUAUGCUCUUUGUAAAUCAGGUAGGUUUAGGGAGGCUAAUAAGCUCUUCAACAAGCUUAUAAAAGAUGAACAAUCUUUAUCUUUUCAGAACAGAGAUAUAUCCUUGAAAGAGGGAAGAAGGGUUAUGUUUCAGUUGAGUGGCAAGUCCUUAAUUCCCUCGAUUAUGGUUUACGAGGCUUAUUUUCGUUCCUUAUGUAGUUUUGGAAGGCUCGACGAAGCCGAGGAAUUGUUGAAGAAAAUAAUGAGAAUGAAAAUUGUCCCUGAAAUCUGCAUUUACAGGUCUUUCAUCAAGGCACUAUUAAGUGCAGGCCGUGAAGAUGACGCGAUGAGAUUCUUGAACUCAGAGAGAUUGAAAGGGAUUGUUGAUAGUGAUGAGCUAACGGGUUUUCUUAUAGAGGGUUUGUGCGAAAAGGGUAAAAUCGAUCUUGGUUUUAGGAUUUUGAAUGGGGUUGUGGCGAGAGGUGGUUUUGUAAAUCGGGUGGAUCUUUUUAACGGUUUGCUUGAAGGUUAUUGGAAAGGAGGAAGAGUUGUAGAGGCUGAAGGGUUGUUUGGGGAGAUGAAGAAGGGAAGUUUCGGUAUUGUAAAUUUGAGGAGUUAUAAGAUCAUGGUUAUUGGAUAUUGUAGUGGUGAUUGUGAGUUGAAAAAGGUGACAAGUUCAUUUGAUGAGAUGGUGAAAAACAAUAUCGAGGUUGAUUGGGAGGUUUAUGAGGCGGUUAUGAUGUUGUUGUGUUGUCGUGGGGAGUUUGAUCGUGUUCUUGACUAUUUGAAUAAGAUGAUUGAAACGGGAAGUUUUGUGUCUAGUUUAAGAUUUAGAAAAGUCUUUGAUUUGAUGAUUAGCUCUAGAGCUUUAGGGUAG
Messenger RNA from Impatiens glandulifera, 1602 nucleotides. RefSeq names its product pentatricopeptide repeat-containing protein At1g12775, mitochondrial-like. The record is from RefSeq and is a predicted model, not a curated record. The transcript has a single exon. Gene Ontology annotation, molecular function: protein binding. Bases 1 to 1602 code for a protein of 533 amino acids. Lineage: Eukaryota; Viridiplantae; Streptophyta; Magnoliopsida; Ericales; Balsaminaceae.